Acomys russatus (golden spiny mouse) is the source of this 627-nucleotide messenger RNA. It is a transcript of the gene Mgp, whose product is annotated as matrix Gla protein. NCBI's taxonomy places the organism in Eukaryota, Metazoa, Chordata, Mammalia, Rodentia, Muridae. Bases 94 to 405 code for a protein of 103 amino acids. Gene Ontology annotation, molecular function: calcium ion binding. Gene Ontology annotation, biological process: regulation of bone mineralization. The record is from RefSeq and is a predicted model, not a curated record. Gene Ontology annotation, cellular component: extracellular region. The transcript has 4 exons.
AACAGCCUAGCCUCUCCCAGCAGCAUGUAGGAGCCUCACCCCUCUGCUGCUGUGCCAGACAUAGAGGCAGACUCCCAAGACACCCAAGACACCAUGAAGAGCGUGCUCCCUCUGGCUAUCCUGGCUGCACUGGCCGUGGCAGCCCUGGGCUAUGAAUCUCAUGAGAGCAUGGAGUCCUAUGAAGUCAGUCCCUUCAUCAACAGGAGAAAUGCCAACACCUUUAUGACCCCUCAGCAGAGAUGGCGAAUUAAAAUCCAAGAGAGGAUCCGGGAACAGAACAAGCCUGCCCACGAGAUCAACAGAGAAGCCUGUGAUGACUACAAGCUGUGUGAGCGCUACGCCAUGGUCUACGGCUACAACGCUGCCUACAACCGCUACUUCAGGCAGCGCCGAGGCGCCAAAUAAGAACACCAGGAAAAAAAAUAAGAAUUUUGUUCUGGAUUCUCGUCUCACACCCCGCUGCAGUGGCAUUACUAAAGUAUACAGAUACACACGCAUCGCUUGUUUCUUUCCCACGUGAUUUCCUGUCUGGCUGGGCCACUCCUUCCUGUCCGCAGGUUGAAAGUAAUGAAAGAACAGUGUUAAGAAUGUGUUUAUAUAUAAUAAAAAUUCCGGUUUGAUACUUUA